AUGCUUACAAAUGACGAGUGGAAUUUAAUGAAUGAUUUAACUCAUUUACUUGGUCCAUUUAAUGAAUAUACAGAGUAUUUUAGUGGUAGUGAAUAUGUUACAAUUAGCAUGAUGUAUCUGUUGAUUACUGCUCUUAAGAUUAAGCUAUGGCCAAAAAAACGUCGAAUCAAAAUUAAUACACCUACAAAUACAAAUGGAUUACUAGAUCGCAUAAAAUUGUCUCUUUAUAAAGUCUUACUUCACUAUUGGCCAACUCCUGAUAUAAAUGUAUAUCUUGCAUGUCAAUUGGACCCAAGAUGCAAAAGGUUACAUGUUUUAUCAACUGAUGAGCAAAAUCAGGUUGAAGAAACUUUGCAUGUUGUGUAUGCAGAAUUUAAGGAACGACACUGUUUAUCUAAACAAGUUACUUCAUUGAUAUCCAAAUCAGUUUCUAUGACUAAUCAAAAUAAAAAACAAGCUUACCGUAAAGGAUUCAUCAAAUCUGUUUUUUCACCAAGCUUACAAAACCAAAAUAAUAAUGAAGUUACAAGUUACCUUGCUCUUCAAUGGUAUUUCUAA
Cetraspora pellucida is the source of this 558-nucleotide messenger RNA. Lineage: Eukaryota; Fungi; Glomeromycota; Glomeromycetes; Diversisporales; Gigasporaceae. The record is from the annotation of a GenBank genome assembly.